Messenger RNA from Oreochromis niloticus (Nile tilapia), 4114 nucleotides. RefSeq lists its product as uncharacterized. The record is from RefSeq and is a predicted model, not a curated record. Gene Ontology annotation, molecular function: nucleic acid binding. Bases 13 to 4029 code for a protein of 1338 amino acids. The transcript has a single exon. Gene Ontology annotation, biological process: DNA integration. Lineage: Eukaryota; Metazoa; Chordata; Actinopteri; Cichliformes; Cichlidae.
GUAGUCCAAGGCAUGGACAGCAUGUACUCCUCCACAGUUGUCCCAGUUUGGUUAUCUGCAUCGAGUAACCCAGAGAAUGAAAUUCUUGUAUAUGCACUACUUGACAACCAAAGCGAUACCACAUUCAUUAUGCAAGAUAAGGCAGAAGCUCUGGACAUGAAAGGGGAAGCUGUGCAGUUAAAACUCUCCACACUUUCAUCCAGAAAUACAAUCAUCCCAAGUCAAAGGUUAGUUGGACUGCAGGUGAGAGGUUUCUAUUCAUCAAAGAAGAUUUCUCUCCCUGUAACCUAUUCAAGAGAGUUCAUCCCUGCCAAUCUAAGUCACAUUCCUACACCAAAAACUGCAAGAGCUUGGUCACACCUAGAGCAUCUUGCUGAGGAAAUUGCUCCAUUGAUUGAGUGUGAUGUAGGACUUCUCAUAGGAUACAACUGUCCACAGGCUUUGCUACCCCGAGAGGUUGUCCCAGGUAAAGACAAUGAGCCAUUUGCUCAAAGGACAGAUCUUGGUUGGAGCAUAGUUGGUUGUGUUAGCCCAUGUGUCGACUAUGGUGAUGCUAUAGGAAGCAGUCACAAGAUUGUCAUGAAGUCAGUGAAACCUCAUCUCCAGACAUCUAAGAAGCUCACAAAUGAAGUGAAAUACAUAUGUCGAACCCAAGUUAAGGAGUUCAUUUCACCACCAGAUGUGCUGAGGAUGCUUGAGUCUGACUUCAGUGAGAGAAGAGUGGAGGAUGCUAAUUUAUCCCAGGAAGAUUUGCGUUUCCUAACCAUAAUGGAAGAAGGAAUCAAAAUUAAAGCAGAUGGUCACUGUGAAAUGCCACUUCCCUUCAAGAAAGAUCGACCAAAUCUCCCAGACAAUAAGGUAUGUGCAGUUCACAGGCUUCGAUGCUUGAAAGGAAGAUUUGAAAAAGACAAACAAUACCAAAAGGACUACACGACCUUUAUGAGUGAAAUCAUAACAAAUGGGGAUGCAGAAAAGGUCCCAAUAGGAGAAAUUAACAACAGUCCUGUGUGGUACAUUCCUCAUCACGGGGUGUAUCACCCACACAAGCCAGGAAAAAUACGGGUUGUGUUCGACUGUUCAGCAAGAUAUGAAGGCGUGUCAUUAAAUGAUUACCUUCUCACUGGACCAGAAUUAACGAACAGCCUGAUAGGUGUUCUCUGCCGCUUUCGCAAGGGACAAGUUGCUAUAAUGUGUGAUAUUGAGCGUAUGUUCCAUCAGUUUCACGUCAAAGCAGAGGACCAGGACUACUUGAGAUUUCUCUGGUGGGACGAUGGAAACUUCCAGGCUCAAUCAUCAGUCUAUCGCAUGCGAGUGCACCUAUUUGGAGCUGCCUCUUCCCCUGGUUGUGCAAACUUUGGCUUGAAACAUGUUGCUGCCCAAGGACAUGGUCACUACAGUGAAACCACGAUUCAGUUCAUUGAACGAAACUUUUACGUGGACGAUGGGCUCACAAGUGUCGCAACCAAGGAGGAAGCCAUCAAGUUAGUAAAGGAAGCAAGGCAACUCUGCAGUGCUGGCAAACUGCGAAUUCACAAAUUCAUUUCCAACAAUCAUGAAGUACUUGCAUCCAUUCCAGAGAGUGAACGUGCAGAUUCAGUACGAAAUCAUGACUUGGAUCUUGGUGAGUCCCAAAUUGAGAGAGCUCUGGGAAUCAAAUGGUGCAUUGUUUCAGACCAGUUCCAUUUUAGAGUGAUUGUGGAAGAACGCCCACUUUCUAGAAGAGGAGUCUUAUCAACUGUGGCAUCCAUCUAUGACCCUCUUGGCUUUGUGGCACCAUUUGUUCUGGUUGGAAAGCAAAUACUCCAACAGAUGUGUCAAGACAAGGUUGGAUGGGAUGAGCCACUGUCAGAAGAGCUCAAACCACGGUGGGAGUCUUGGCUGUUAGAUUUAAAGAACCUGGCGGACAUCAAAAUUCAGAGCUGUCAUCUUCCAGAAGGUUUUGAGAAAGUUGAAAGAUAUGAGCUGCAUCAUUUCUCAGAUGCGAGUGUUAAAGGGUACGGUGAAUGUUCUUACUUGAGAGCAAUCAGUGUCUCAAACCAAGUCCACUGCUCUCUAGUUAUUGGCAAAGCCAGGGUGACUCCUACAAAGGUCACCACAGUACCCAGGCUUGAGCUAUCAGCAGCAGUUAUUGCCGUGCGAAUGAGUGAGCUGCUUAAAAGGGAGUUGGAAGUUCAAGCCAAAGAAUUCUUCUGGACAGAUUCGAAGGUUGUUCUUGGAUACAUCAACAACGAUGCUAGAAGGUUUCACAUAUUUGUGGCAAAUCGCAUUCAGCGUAUCCAAGAAGGUUCCAAUCCAGACCAAUGGAGAUAUGUGACUUCUGAGAACAAUCCUGCUGACCAUGCAUCACGGGGUCUGACAGCAAAGGGACUAAUUACUUCCAACUGGUUCACCGGUCCAGAUUUUCUCUGGCAGGAUAAACUUCCUGCUGAUGACAUUAAGGUGGGAGAGUUGGGAGCUGAAGAUCCAGAACUUCGUAAGACUGUUGUCCAUAAGACACUGACCACAGAAGAUUCGUUGCUCAAUCAUUUCUCAAGGUUCUCAAACUGGUUAAGGCUAGUUAAAGCCAUUGCACCACUCAUGCGAUGUGUCAAAGAGCUCAAGGGUCUGAUGUGCAGAACAAACGAAGUCACCAGUCUUGAGGAGAGGAAAGAGGCAGAGCUUUUCAUCAUAGCUACUGUCCAAAGCGAGCUGUUUUUCGAAGAAAUCAAAUAUCUGAAAUCGAAGGAGACAAUAACAAGAGAUCGUGCAAAUAGGCUGCACAAACUGAAUCCCUUCUUGGAUGAAAAGGGUGUGCUAAGAGUGGGAGGUCGGCUGAAGCAUGCAGAUUUACACCCACACAUCAAACAUCCAGCGAUCUUGCCGAGCAAAACCCACAUAUCAAGGUUACUGAUUGAACACUUCCAUCAAAAGGUUCAUCACCAGGGACGUGGGAUGACUAUGAAUGAGCUGCGAUCAAAUGGCAUUUGGCUAUUAGGAUGUAGUCACGCAGUGUCUUCCUACAUCUACAAGUGUGUCAAAUGUAGGAAAUUCAGAAGGAAUGCUGAAGUACAAAGAAUGGCAGAUUUACCGCGUGAAAGAGUUGAAACAUCGCCUCCCUUUUCCUAUUGUGGAAUGGACUGCUUUGGCCCGUUUUACGUUAAGGAGGGAAGAAAGGAACUUAAACGCUACGGUCUGCUAUUCACAUGUCUGUGCUCUCGUGCUGUGCAUAUAGAGCUUCUCGACGACAUGACCAGUGAUGCCUUUAUUAAUGCUCUUCGAACCUUUAUCGCCAUACGUGGAAGUGUCCGACAGCUUCGGUCAGAUCAGGGCACCAACUUUGUUGGAGCAAGACGAGAGUUCUUGGAGUCUGCAAAGAAAAUGGACCAAGAAAGCCUAAGACAACUAGGUUGUGAGUUUGUCAUGAACCCAGCAUCUGCCAGCCAUAUGGGUGGGGCCUGGGAAAGGCAGAUCAGGACGAUUAGAAGUGUUUUGACAUCCAUUCUGGAUCAUUCAUCUAAAAGACUUGACACUUCAUCCUUGCGUACCUUCCUUUAUGAAGUCAUGGCGAUCAUAAAUAGUAGGCCCUUAACAACUCACCUGUUGAAUGAUCCCACUGGUCCACAGCCUCUUACGCCAAAUCACAUCCUGACCAUGAAGUCUUCAGUGGUUUUACCACCACCUGGUGAGUUUGUGAAGGAAGACCUUUAUCUUCGAAAAAGAUGGCGCAAGGUGCAAUACCUGGCCAAUGAAUUUUGGACCAGAUGGAAAAGGGAAUAUUUGCUGAAUCUUCAGCAGAGAGGAAAAUGGUGCAAAACACAGAGAAAUGCCAAGAUCAAUGACAUUGUGAUGCUGAUGGAUAAUAGUCUACCCAGAAAUGAGUGGAAGUUGGCCAAGGUAACCAAGGUGUACCCUAGUGAGGAUGGAAUCAUUAGGAAACUCGAGCUGCUAAUCAGUGAUGCGACAUUGGAUGACCAAGGAAAAAGAGUUAAUAAGCCAGUGUAUCUUGAGAGACCCAUCCACAAAACAGUUACCCUACUUGAAGCUGAAUAGUUCAGAACUCCUGUCUUUGUAACUUGUGUUUGGCCCAAGAGACUAUCUACACUUAUUUUUUCCUUUGCAAUGAGGUUCAGUUGAA